AUGUCUUCUGCCGUGCGAAUUGCUCCUACGAGGGCGACGCGGGCUAUGAACCUGCUCAGAACAAUCCAAUACACGCAUCCUCCUUCGUGCCCCUGCCACGGCAAUCCUUCUCACCAUCAUCACCAUCAACCUUCCUCCGGGCUUCUCGCCCAUGCGAAACGAAACAUCCAGCGCAAUUAUGCCACCCCAGUCGACAUGUCGAGACACAAGGAAUAUGCAUUCGAGAUGGCUGCCUCCUCAAUUCGAUUUGGCCCUGGUGUUACAAAAGAAGUGGGCAUGGAUUUCAAGAAUAUGGGUGCCAAGAGAGUUUGUGUUGUGACGGACAGCGUGGUGAAAAACCUGGAUGCUAUGAAACAAGUCAUAGAGGGAUUGACAAGGGAGGGGGUUGAGUUUACCGUUUUUGAUGGCUGCCGAAUUGAGCCCAAGGACAGCUCGAUUAAAGAGGCUAUUGAUUUUGCAAAGCCAUAUCAACCAGAUGCAUUCCUUGCAGUUGGUGGUGGAUCUGUCAUCGAUACAGCGAAGCUAAUGAACCUAUACACUUGCUAUCCUGAUGCCGAGUUUCUCGACUUCGUCAAUGCUCCAUUAGGAAAGGGCCUCCCUAUUGAUAAGCCGUUGAAACCAUUGAUUGCUGUACCGACGACUGCAGGUACUGGGUCUGAGACGACGGGUACCGCUAUUUUUGACCUGGUGUCUAAACGUGCUAAGACUGGAAUUGCGCAUCGAAAUCUCAAGCCGACUCUUGGGAUAUGCGACCCCCUAAAUACUCGAACGAUGCCCUCAGCUGUUCAUGCGAGUUCUGGUCUAGACGUGUUGUGCCACAGUCUCGAAAGCUGGACUGCCAUUCCCUAUUUUGAACGAAUACCUCGACCUUCCAACCCUAUCAACCGCCCGGCAUAUCAAGGGGCCAAUCCCAUCAGUGACAUAUUUUCAUUACAGGCUCUUAGGAGCACCGUUAAGUACCUACCAAGAGCCGUGAAAGAUCCCGAGGACCACGAGGCCCAAAGUCAGAUGUUAUUAGCCGCCACUCUUGCAGGCGUUGGGUUCGGAAACGCUGGUGUCCACCUCUGUCAUGGAAUGUCAUAUCCCAUUUCCGGUCAGAAUCCUGGGUAUCGACAUCCCGGCUACCAAGUUAGCAGCCCGAUUAUCCCCCAUGGCGUUUCCGUGGCUGUUUCUGCUCCAGCUGUAUUCCGCUUCACUGGUGCUUCAAAUCCAGACCGUCACUUAGCUGCCGCAGAAGCCUUUGGCGUUGAUAUAUCGAACGUGAAAAAGGAAAGCGCCGGCGAAGUCCUUGCAGAUGCCUUAUCCAAGUUCUUAGCAGAUUUGGGAGACCAGCCCAAGGGGUUGAAGGAUUUGGGCUUCAAGAGAGAGCAUCUUGAUGAUUUAGUCGAAGGUACCAUCCCUCAAGCUCGUGUGUUGAUGUUGGCCCCCGGCUUGGCAACAGAAAUCAACGAGGAGAGAGAGCAGCUGAGAAAAUUAUUUGAGGAUGCUAUGGAGCAUUAA
Molecule: messenger RNA, 1500 nt
Organism: Hyaloscypha bicolor E
Lineage: Eukaryota; Fungi; Ascomycota; Leotiomycetes; Helotiales; Hyaloscyphaceae
Product: Dehydroquinate synthase-like protein
Exons: 4
Coding region: 1-1500 (499 amino acids)
Cellular component (GO): mitochondrion
Molecular function (GO): alcohol dehydrogenase (NAD+) activity; metal ion binding
Source: RefSeq, a predicted model, not a curated record